AUUCGUUAUACGUUUGCAUGUCGAGGUGAUGGCGUCAUCACAGCCCUAAACACGAUGACAGAUGUGACGUGCCGUCUUUCAUCUGUGCUCUUUGUUGCUCCGGGUUGAAAGCUCGCCGUGUGGUUUGAAUUAGCAUGUGGGCUAGAGCUAGCGGUAGCACUUGGCGAGCACGAAGCUGUGAGGGCGCCACUUUUUAUUUUAUAAUAACCGUUUAAAACUUGUACCGUUUGAGACGAUAGCUCAAAGAUUGUAUAAUUAACCAUUUAAUAUGUGAAUGUUUUGGUUAAUUAAUCCUGGUCGUGUGCAGCGCGUUUUAAAAGCGACGAGCCUUGUAAUGACAUUUGUUCUGUAAUAUUAAAGCAUUGUAGUAAUCAUGGUUUGCCCAAAUUAGGUAAUGGAUUCUAUACCCUUCUAAAAUUUAACUUUUUGAGAUCCGCGAAUAUUCUGUAUCAAGAACAAAGACGGUGGAUCAUAACCAGUUCUAUGCAGGGACCGAAGGAAGGCAGAGUAAUCGUUGCAAGCAAAAAGAGGAAAGAUGCAGAUUAUAAAGGGGCGUGGAAGGAGAGAAGAGAAAAGCAGGUCUGUGGUGGAAGGAAGGGAGGACCGUGACUGUAAAGAACCGGAGCAGCUCAGGAAGCUCUUUAUUGGUGGCCUGAGCUUUGAAACUACAGAGGAGAGUUUACGGGCCCAUUUUGAGCAAUGGGGAACACUGACAGACUGUGUGGUGAUGAGAGAUCCCAGCAACAAACGGUCAAGAGGCUUUGGCUUCGUGACCUUCUCCUCCAUGUUGGAGGUUGACGACGCCAUGAAAGCAAGGCCUCAUAAAGUAGAUGGCCGAGUUGUUGAGCCCAAGAGGGCCGUGUCCAGAGAGGACUCCAAUAAACCAGGCGCUCAUCUGACAGUGAAGAAGAUCUUUGUAGGCGGUAUCAAGGAGGACACCGAAGAGUACCACAUCCGAGACUAUUUCAAGAAAUACGGCAAGAUUGAAUGCAUCGACAUCAUGGAGGAACGCUCUUCGGGCAAAAAAAGAGGCUUCUGCUUUGUCACAUUUGACGAUCAUGACACUGUUGACAAAAUUGUCGCUCAAAAAUACCACACCAUCAACGCGCACAACUGUGAGGUUAGGAAAGCGCUCUCGAAGCAAGAAAUGAACGUCAUGUCGAAUAACAGGGGAAGGAGUGGAGGCUCUGGUAACUACAUGAGUCGAAGUAAUAAUUAUGGAGGCGGUGGCAGCUACGGUCGAGAUAACUAUGAUGGAGGGCGAGGUGGUUAUGAUGAUUAUGAUGGUCCUCGUGGUAAUUAUGGUGGAGGAGGAGGCUAUGGAGGACGUGGGGACUAUGGAGGUGGCUAUGGUAAUCAAGGUGGUGGAUUUGGUGGCGGCUGUGAUGGAGGGUACCGAGGUAAUGGCGGAGGUUACGGCGGGGGCGGAAAUUACAAUGAUUGUGGUAACUACGGUGGCCAUCAGUCCAGCUACGGUCCGAUGAAGGGAAACAAUUUUGGUGGCAGAAACUCUGGCGGACCAUACGGAGGUGGCUACGGAUCCGGGAGUGGCGGGGGCUACGGCUCGCGGCGCUUUUAAACGUUUCAUCGGCUUCAGUUCUUAGCAGGAGAGUCGAGGCGGUGAGCAAAGGAAUUGUCAGGAAAGCUGCAGGUUACUUUGAGGCAUUAGCGGAGCACACGAGUCAGACUCUUUAUGGAAAAAGGACUGUCCAUUCAAAACAAGACAUUGAUACUUUAUAAUGUUGAUUUUUUUUCUUUUUUUUUUGUCUGCAAAGCAACUGUUUGGGUGUUGUGCAAGGGGUUGAGCGAUUUCUUUUUCUAAUCCAAAGCACGUUUAUAUCUUGUAUUUUUCAUUGUUUUACAAGGCUUAGAAUGAACCUGGUUUUUGUCCUUCCCGCAUAGUUCCUCAGAUGAGUUCAGUGUCUUUUGACUCUUGUAUGUGAACACCAGUUAAAACCUUCCAAGUGUCUGGAAUUAGAUUUCAGGGAAUUCUAGUUUGUGCAAAGCCCGAAUAAAAAAAAAAAUGGUGUAGUGAAGUCAUGUGAGAUUGUGUUGUCUGCCUGAUGUACGCAAUUACCUACGAGGCGACGACGAGUAGCCCUAAGCCAUCUAUAGUCGCGUUAUAGGAGCGCCCCCCCGAGUGCCUGCAGCGUGAUGGUCAGACAGCACGUCUUCAGCCAGCGCCAGCACAGUGGACCAGUCAGCAUUGUGAGAGAGAGAGAGGGGAAGAGGAGGAAGAGGCGGCAGCCAGCGCAACGCCGGCACGGAGGAAGCUCGCAGAGUCAAGGCUAGCUAAACCUUCCUGAAGCCAGCUAGCGAAUGGACAUUUGGGGAGGAGGGGCCAUGAUUGGGGGUGUCCUGUUGAGGCAGUUUACUCACUAAAUACUGUAGGUGUGAGACUUGAGAAGGGAGUGAGUAUGUAGCAACAGCUGACUUGAACAAGAACGAGCAGGUAAGAGUAACCACUUUGCUUGAUUUGCAGAUGUGGAAAGAAGCGGAAAGUCUGUAAAGAUCUGGUAACACGGAAGGGUCUGGAUGGGUAAGACUUUUUCCAAAUAUUUUAAGGCUGCCUUUUUUUUUCAAGGUAAAAAUUGGCAGGUGUCAAGUAUUGUUCCACUGUGACCUUCAGGAAUUUAUGUUGCACAAUCACAAAACAAGGCCAAAAUGAUUCAUGUUCUGUUUCAAGUUAGUGUUGCGUUUGUUGAGCUGGUAUCGCCUGGCUCAAAGUGCCCCCACCAAAAAAGUCUAAAUGGCAACAUAGGCGGUCUUUUCACAUCUCGACAGUUUUUAACCUUUCUUGGCAUUUCCCACUUCAAGAAGUACAAACUCAACACAUGGCCAUUGUAUGAAUCAUUUUAAACUGAAUAUCCUACAUACCAAAGUCUUAUGAAUCAAAACCAGUGCGUGUUCAAUAAGCAUGGGAUAGUUACUGGUUCCAAGGUAUUCAGCGGUUUUAAGUCAGAUUCUAAAAGCCACUAAAACCUUUUAUCCCAGCCGUAUGAGGGAGUUACUAUUUUUAUUUUAUACAAUCAGUGUGGCUAAUGUAACAGGAUCCCCCACCUAUCCCGUAGUUGGUGCAAGCAGUCAGUGAGCCCAAUUCCUUUGCCCUUAUCAAAUGUUUAUUUUUUAAAACAUUUUGAACAUGGCUGAUGUAGUAGUUGGUUGUAGGGUGAAGUGUUCAUGGAACAGAAACUUGCCACGCUAAUUGUUUGUCAUUGAUGCACCGGCAGCCAUUUGAUGGCAACAUCACAUUCAGCCUUGCCAUGCCCACGGUCGAAUUUAAUCCACAAUGCAGAGCCCUGGCCUGAGGUUAUUCACACAAUGACACAUAAAAAGGUGUUCCAGUUGACCUUUCUUGCCUGUUGGGCCAUUGAAUUUUUUUUUUUUUUAUGUGAUUGGAACUCUAUCAAACCAAUUUCAUCGCCAGUCUGAAAGCUGUAUCAAAUGCAGUGUCGUAAGGUCACACACGAGACAUGGCACAAAGGAGGGUGUGUCUCUAACUGCUAUUAGCGUUCACGAGACUUUAUAGCUUGGGCUGGAAUAAAGGUGUUUUUCCAAUGCUUAUUUUUAUGUUUUGUUUGAUGUCAAGUUUUUGGUAACAUGCUGUUUACACCCUUUUCAAAAGUAAAUCUAUGACACGUUUCUGACCCGUUUA
Molecule: messenger RNA, 3655 nt
Organism: Hippocampus zosterae (dwarf seahorse)
Lineage: Eukaryota; Metazoa; Chordata; Actinopteri; Syngnathiformes; Syngnathidae
Gene: hnrnpa3
Product: heterogeneous nuclear ribonucleoprotein A3
Exons: 11
Coding region: 536-1579 (347 amino acids)
Molecular function (GO): RNA binding
Source: RefSeq, a predicted model, not a curated record